AUGCUGUUGCAGCGCGUUCUGUUCCUCCCACUGGUCACUCAGUGGAACAGGCACGCUACCCAAAAUCUGAUUCCUCGCUUCCCGGCUGUACGGCUGACCGGCUUCAGGAGCAACUCGAGCCUCCCAGGUGCGAAGGAGCAGACCCUCAUUGCUGUCAAACCUGACGGCGUCCAGCGUCGUCUCGUGGGACAGAUCAUCCGGCGCUUUGAGCAGAAGGGCUUCAAGCUGGUGGGUCUGAAAAUGCUGCAGGUGUCCGAGGAGCUCCUGUCUCAACACUACUGCCAACUGACGCGGAAGCCCUUCUAUCCCAGUCUGGUGAAGUACAUGACCUCUGGGCCCGUGGUUGUCAUGGUGUGGGAAGGGCAGGAUGUGGUCCAGUCAUCGCGCCUGAUGGUGGGACCCACCAACCCUGCCGCGGCCCCAGCGGGCACCGUCCGAGGGGAUUUCAGCCUUCACGUCAGCAGGAACGUGGUCCACGCCAGCGAUUCCCUGGAGGGGGCCCAGAGGGAAAUUCAGCUGUGGUUUCAGGGGAAGGACCUUGUCAAGUGGGACUGCUGGGACCAGACCUUAACCUGCGAGGAGUAAAGACGCCGACCGGCGCUGCUACCUCAUCUCCUGUUUUGCUGGUGAUUCUGCUUCUUUAAAAGUUCUUCUGAAAAGCGUCCGUGGAAUAAUUUGCCUCAGGAAGUUAGUAUGGUCAAGCAAAGGAGAUUUUUUUAUUACCGAACAUCAGCGCUUUUGGUGCUUUUGGCUUUUGUGUCAGUCCUCAAAUGAGUUUGCUAGAUAUUUAUCCGUGAGCCACAAUCACCUGAUCAAAAUCAUUGUAGUUUUUUUUCAAUUUAAUUUACUACGUAUUUCCAAUUUAAUAUCUUAAAGCUCAGGGUUAGAAUAUGAUGGAAAUCUGAAACUGAUUUGGGAGAUCGGCAAACAUGUAGAGCACAGAAAAAAUGGUGAUAUGUAAAUUAUUAACUAAAACUACCCUCCCCUGACUGUAAUUUCAAUCAUUGCAAUUGCACGAGUUCCUGGUGCUUCAAGUAAAAAAAUAUAUAUAUAUUAUUGUAUAAUGUCUGUCUUGAAAUAACUCGGGUUUUUCAUAUUUUGACCAAUGUUGUGACUUAAAAAUAAUUGCCUUAAGUCAUGCGUUAUUGUUUUUUUUAUAUGCCGUCC
Messenger RNA from Syngnathoides biaculeatus (alligator pipefish), 1167 nucleotides. It is a transcript of the gene nme4, whose product is annotated as NME/NM23 nucleoside diphosphate kinase 4. The transcript has 5 exons. The record is from RefSeq and is a predicted model, not a curated record. Gene Ontology annotation, molecular function: nucleoside diphosphate kinase activity. Bases 1 to 585 code for a protein of 194 amino acids. Gene Ontology annotation, biological process: UTP biosynthetic process; GTP biosynthetic process; CTP biosynthetic process. Lineage: Eukaryota; Metazoa; Chordata; Actinopteri; Syngnathiformes; Syngnathidae.